Molecule: messenger RNA, 1065 nt
Organism: Fomitiporia mediterranea MF3/22
Lineage: Eukaryota; Fungi; Basidiomycota; Agaricomycetes; Hymenochaetales; Hymenochaetaceae
Product: cytochrome P450
Exons: 6
Coding region: 1-1065 (354 amino acids)
Molecular function (GO): oxidoreductase activity, acting on paired donors, with incorporation or reduction of molecular oxygen; monooxygenase activity; heme binding
Source: RefSeq, a predicted model, not a curated record
AUGCCUUUCCAUGUUGCACUGGACCUAACGAUCAAAAGGCUUUUUGUGAAAGUUCUAACACCUAACUUUGCAUAUGAGCUGCCAUUUCGGAUUCCUUGGCUUUCGAAUCAAUUGGAAGAAGCACGAGAUGCGUUUGCGAGUUUGAAGGGUCAUAUGGAGGUUCUUGUUACUGCAGCGCGGAGUUCUGAUAAUGAUGAAGGGGCCGAUUUGCUUCGGUGCCUUGUGAAGGCGAACGAUGCGACUCGUUCUUUGGGUGGUGCGAGUACGAAGGGCACGUUGACAGAUGAUGAGCUGUUCAGCAAUAUAUUUGUAUUCUUGUUAGCUGGACAUGAGACGUCCGCUCAUACUCUAAGCUUUGCCAUUUUGCUGCUCGCUUUGAAUCCUGAUGUACAAAAGAAAUUGCGUAAAGAAGUUCUGCGGGUUUGGCCGACAGUUGAGGAUUGUGCUUCGUCUAGCAGCAAAAGAGACUUUGAAAAACUUGAGUACACCCUAGCUGUCUUCCGCGAGACUUUACGUUGUUUUCCGGCAGAACCUCGUAUAAAUAAGAUCGUUGAGCAGGAUUCUGUUCUUCAAGGGGUUCGGUUCGAGCCGAGCAACACCCCACAUGAGACUACUACAUCUUAUGAUGGUGCACUUACAAACAUCCAAUUUAAUCGUGAUGAGACCAAGGAUCGCAAGUUCGCCGUACGCGUGUCAAAGGGAAGUGCUGUUAGUCUGGACAUUUGGGCACUGCAUAUGAAUCCUCUGUACUGGGGAAAUGAUGCUGAUUUAUUCAAGCCAGAGCGUUUCAUCGAUAUCGCGGACUAUAAAUGGCCAAGAGAUGCAUUCAUGCCUUUCUCCAGUGGAGCGCGAGGGUGUCUUGGCCAGCGAUUCUCGAUCACGGAGAGCGUAUGCUUGCUUGCCUGUUUUGUACGAGGAUACGAAAUCUUGCCGCCGGAAGAGGGAAUGAAAGCGGAAAAGCUGUCGGAAUCAGACAAGAGACGAAUUUUAUCGUGGAAAGCUGGUAUAACCUUAACGCCCACAAAUGCGUACGUGAGACUCCGGAGGUAUUCAAACGAAGAGUAG